Symbiodinium sp. CCMP2592 is the source of this 1476-nucleotide messenger RNA. NCBI's taxonomy places the organism in Eukaryota, Dinophyceae, Suessiales, Symbiodiniaceae. The record is from the annotation of a GenBank genome assembly.
AUGAAGACGUAUUGGCCAGAGUACAAGCCAGGGAAGCGAAAAACUGAUUUGUGCGAUCAUUGCGAAUGCUUCCGCAAGAAAAUCGUUCCUCGCACAAAGGAGUUCCUCAUGCGUGCCAAGAGAGACUUAGAGGAAGUUUGUCCCGGCUACUGGGAGCCUGUCCUCAAGAAGCCUCGCUACCGGGGCAUUUUUGCACAGAGUGCAGACUUGUCUCUCUGCACACGGCUGCUGGGCGAAGUCGUGAAUUCCGUGCACGAAAGAAGGUUUAGGGCAGUGCGGCAGGCAGCGCCAGAAAGCGAACGCAUCCCACACGUGGAGGGGGCAUUGCGACGAGAAGCAGCUCUACACAAAGAAAUUGUCGAUUCCUACAACUGGCACCUAGCCGCUGCGCAGCUGGAACAGUCCAACAUGCGGCUGACUGCGGCAAACCUCGGUCCCAACCGGGCUUACUGCCACUGUGAUUAUAUGGAGAAGUUGCCAAUUCCAUUGUCGGGGUCAGAGACAUCCGGCCAAUUCCACGGUGCUCAAAGGAAAACUUUAUCGGUUUUCGCAAUGUAUGCAGUCGAAGCUGACGCCCAGGGGCGCCGAACCACAACAGCCAUCAUCCUCUUGAGCGAGAUCUUGGAACUCAGCGCUCUCUUCGGCAGCCUCUGCGUACACGAAGCUCUCACACACAUCAAGAACAUUGGCCAUCUCGAAGAACUCAUCUUGGGUUUCGACGCCGGAAACCAUUUCCGAUCUUACGAGAACAUGUACCAUUUUCUUUAUAAAUAUCCGAAAAUGGGCCAAUUAACUCGCCUGAACUACCUCGUCGAGAAACAUGGCAAGGUGUUUUGUGAUUCCGAGGUCUUCAGUCCCAUUAGGAGAUGGUUGGACGACUUCCUGCAGCACCCAGAUUCGUUCGCAGAUGACGAAGAGCAGGUGGCCGCCGUGCUUCGCAAGUACGCGCGCCGAGAACAGCAACAAAAUCCCGAUGGAACCAAAUUUAUCAUCAAGACCUUUAGCCCUGACAAGCCCCGCAUGAGCCACUACUUGCAGAUGGAUGCGGAUUCGGACAUGGUCACUCGCACAUACUCUUGGGAGGGCAAGCCAACAGGGAACGCGCGGUUCCCGGUGCGCAUUUCGAACUGCGUCUUCAGCCACAGCAGCAUUCGCGAUCAUGCCCCGUUUUCUGUGUGCGAUAAGCCAGUGCCAGAGGCCACUUGGAAGAAGGGGUAUUGGCAGGACCCUACGUGGCGAAGACCUGCGAUCGAGCCAGGCGAGACCAACGAAAUACUGAAGAAGUAUCGCGCGCAGCUCGCGGCAUGUGGCUCCGAGAUUGUCCCGCCGAGCAAGCGUACUCUUCAGUUUGACGAAAUGGCUGCCCGGGACGAGCAGCGUCUCCUGCGGGCCCUGGCGAACAGCCGCCGCAAGAGGCAGGCUGAAAAGGAGGGCCGAACGCAGCCCGACAUGGAUGCUUCCGAUCUGGACAUUUGA